Dibothriocephalus latus is the source of this 1296-nucleotide messenger RNA. The record is from the annotation of a GenBank genome assembly. NCBI's taxonomy places the organism in Eukaryota, Metazoa, Platyhelminthes, Cestoda, Diphyllobothriidea, Diphyllobothriidae.
UGGGUAUCCCUGUAUUUUCCCGACCACCUCAACCGUCUCAAUUUCUCACAGACAGUGCAGCAGGAGAUCGCAACACCCGAAAACACCAGUAUGUUCGCCCAAGGAAUACCCCCGUCUGUGAUGUUCCACAACGUCGCCAUCAUGGUCCUUGCCACAAGUUUUCCAUCUCGGUACGAUCUUGCCCAUCACAUCCAAAACACUGGUCUACUGUACAAUAGCUUCGACAGGUGUUCAGAGAAAACGCCUACCCGCGCAACUUCAUUAACCGGUGCUUGCGCAAACGAGCUGGCCAACAAAAUCGCACCAAACCCAACCUUUGGUGAGCGAUUUCACGGAAAACAUUCGGUUACCACGGAGGAAGUGUUCGCAGCCACACUCUUGGAGCAGAGGAAAUCAUCCGAGCACCCAGGCGUUCCGAGAGUCCUGGUGGACAUGAUAAAGGUAUUCCGCCUACAUAGACUGGAGGCCGAGGGACUUGACCGAAUCCUAGGUUGGCUCUCGAAAGUUCGAGAAAUCCGAGAUUUGGCAAAUUUCAAUACUGGCCUGUGUUUUGAUCAGCUCUCAUCAGACCGCCAAUCAUUCGAUAGCCGGGCGAUGUCAUCGGCCAUUAAACACUCUCUGACAGUGUUGCCCGCCAGCCUGUUGGAUGCUGACGUCUUCGCCGCGGCCAUGACAGAGGAUCUCAGCCGGUCCCUGUGGACACCGGUAGGCCUAGCAAUAACCCUCGUGCGAAUGCUAGUUGCCUCGGCGUCUUCUAUUGACUGCUCCGGUGGCAAGAAGGCUGAUGACCGGGAGAGGGGAUGGCGUCUGGUCACACUGAAUUUUGCCAUGCGUCGUUUCCGGGAGGUUGUGGGGCUUCAUGGUAUUAACUGCAUGUCCCCUCGUGCAGUGGCUCUAUCCCUUGCACGUUGUCUCUUCGGCACCGUUUACAAUUCCGAGAUCAACAGUCAGGUGCUGGAGUUCCUAUUUGAGCACUGGCCCCGGGCUGUCAAGUGGUCUACACCGCCGGGGCAGCAACUCGGUGUCCGCAGAGAGUCCACAAUGGUCUUUUUCGGAUGCCUCACCCUAUGCAUGUCAGAAGACGUCAAGAAUGGGGCACAACACAGCACCCACGCUAACCAUGAGAAUGACGUGAACAAUGUGGCUUACUGGAGGUAUCGGCAUCCCGUGCUACACUGUCUACAGGAGAUUGGGAUAGCUGAGAUUGUCUGGAAAAUACAGGGAUAUUCACACCGCAAUCAGAUGAAAACGCUGUCAGCGUCAAUCACGAUCGUAAGCGCUAAUUAUAAACUGUGA